This is a messenger RNA of Jaminaea rosea, 757 nucleotides long. RefSeq lists its product as hypothetical. Bases 253 to 723 code for a protein of 156 amino acids. The transcript is spliced from 3 exons. NCBI's taxonomy places the organism in Eukaryota, Fungi, Basidiomycota, Exobasidiomycetes, Microstromatales. The record is from RefSeq and is a predicted model, not a curated record.
CUGUGCAUUUGAUCCGCUCGCCAAAGAUUCUUGUUCCCAUUUGCUGGAGCUACGGAGUGUGGACUAGCGAGGCGACCUUGAGGCUGAUCCGCAGCUGCUAGCGAAGCCGGGACCCAGCAGUAGCUCCGCACAAGGUCGUGACCCUCAACGAGGGCCGUUCCGCAGCGCAAGUAGGGUACUUUAACCCCGGGGCUCACCAAAUUGGAAGCCUUUCGCUGCUAAGCACAUCUCCAUCCACACCCACUCCUGAACAUGACGCUUCUGAUUCUCUUCAAGGCCUUGGCCAUCGCCCUCUUCGGGCUCGUCUUCACAUUGAGCAGCGUUGUCCUCGCUACCGUCACGGUCAAUCACCGCUCUCUCGUCAAUAGCCACACCGGCCUGACCAGGGUGAUUGCCAAGCGAACUCAGUGUACGGACCAGUACCACAUCGUCACCAUCAGCGGGCCCGUUGUCACCUGGGGUUGGGGGCCAUUCCCCGGAGAAGGGGCCAUCAAAGGGAGCAUCUGUUCGGGAGCGUCUGGUACUGCUCCGGGCUCAAGCAAGGUCUCUGGCGACUUUACGGCCACAUUCAAAAUCCUGUGCCGCAACAAUACUGGCAGUGGCACGAUUGACUUCGUCUUUGUUUCCAGCGGGGCUAGUAGCGCUUUGCCCCACGGUACGAAUGGAGGCUUUGGUGGGUCCAACCCCUCGGGAAAUGUGCCUUACAAUGUCAGGUGUGGGUGAGGGAGGGCAAGAAGAAGCGAUUAGAUACGCUUUG